AUGGGAGCUGCCGGCUGUUGGUUCUGUUUGAUCCUCGGGCUGCCAGGUUUGGCCCUGGCUACACCAAACUGCACAGUUUGCGAUGGAUCUGAAAGUCUUUCCCUCCGGCAAUUGCGUGGUGUGAAAACCAGCAUCACCACAGAGGCAUGGUCAUUCAAGGACCCCAAUCCGGAUUUGCUGCGUUGGGAUCGAAUCAUUACAGAAGCUGUUGACUCCCCUAGUGGGCAGAUCAACCGCACCACGUACAACGGAUGGCUCAAAGUGCCCUUGGUACAUGACACUGCCCUACUGCAAUUUGAGAUGCCACCAUUUGUGUGCCUUCGAGUGCGUGGAAUAGCUUCACAAGUUCAACCAGCAAGGAACGGACCCAUACUGGCUCAUUGUGGCGGGCCGUUGACAGGAAGAGAGUGCGCACAAGAUAUGAGCGAGGUGAGUUUUCUGGACAUUGAUGGACAGCAUGAAAUCAUAUCUCAUUUUGACCUGAUCUCCAUUGAUCAGCGAGGGGUGCUGUCCACUCAGGACACUUAUGAGAGACAAGGAAAGUGGGGUGUACCCCCUCCUUGUCCUUUCGAAGAGUCCGGACAAGCCCUCAAACCAUUUCCAGAAGUGUAUUGCGAUGAGGCCGCCAAGCACAACCUGGGCUCCGUAAAGCAAGUACUGGAGCAGUUGGUGACUGUAGGGCACAAUCAAUCCAUGGAAGAGCUGGCGCGAACCUAUGUCCUGCCCAUCUAUUUGAACAGGGGCAUUCCAGUUUCCGUGCUAACCGAGGGCAAUGAAUCCUUUGUGCGAUGGUACUAUCGUUUGGUGCGACUGGAACACAGCUUAUGCUUUGAAGCCCCACGUUACAAGAUCCAGGCACCCAACGGCCGCAUGUACAAUACAUUGCAAUUUGCUGGGACGAUUGACCUCGCCUACGAUAUUGACCUACUGCGACAGGCCAUCGGUGCAGAGAGGAUGUCAUUGUACGGAGUCUCCUAUGGCACAUCAGUGGCCGGGGUCUAUGCCACCGUCUUCCCGCAGCACACCCAUCGGGUGGUCAUGGAUGGUGCCUUGCACCCAGCCCCUGACGCGGCUGUGCGCGGUGAGAGUUUUGCCUUCGCUUCGCAAUCCUUUUGGGAUGGCAUUGUCCGCGACUGUGAGGCCAGCGUACUUCGAAAUCUCUCCCAAGAGGAAGUCUGCCCGGCAGCACCCGAAGUGGCGCUAAAGGCGCAGAAGGUUUUGCAUGGAACCAAUCGAACGGAAGCCAAUUCCUUGCUACUACUGAUCUGGGCUGCAUCCUACUACGAAUCCUGGGCCCCCCUUGCAAUGGCAUGCAUUCAGCAGUUUUUUUCUGGCAAAGAUGUGCCGGGCUGUCGCGAACUUAAAUCGAGAAAGGCCGUGAAUUUGCUCCAGAGUCUGCAGAGUCUGCGAAAUGCUCCUGACCCUGGCGACCCUGGCUUUGGAUCUCGUGGAUCUCAUCCAGACUGGCAGCACGCCCUAAAGGACAUCGUUCGGAGCCGGAACGAGAGCACCCCGGUGGAUCGCUUCCUGUUUGGGUUGCCGGCGGUAGUCAUGGGAACUGACACUGCGGGGCGCUUGGAUGAGGAGGAGCUGGUAACGUGGUGGAAGAGAACCAAGGAGCGUGCGCCCAUUGGUAUCAUUUGGGCCUUGGAUUGGAUGGUUGCGAUGGUCACAUGGCCCGCCUAUGCGCGGCCAGUUCCACCUGUGGGGGAUGCCAGUUUGGAGCCGGUCAUCAUUGGAAACCUCCAUGAUCCGCGAACAGCUUAUGCCAAUGCACAGGAGUUGCGACAGGCAUUUCCUGAAGGUUACUUGGUCACCUGGCAGGGCUAUGGACAUGGCUUAAAAGACUCCCAUACGAGCCAGCAAGGUGCCAGCAUUCUUAGGGAGUACGAGAAGUCAAGGGCUGAAAACAAGUUGCCGGAAUACACCAAUGCCGUGGCGAAGUAUGCUUGUAUUUCCAAGGUUUUUCACUAUUUGGACACAGGAGAGGGAAUCCGAGACGGCCACACGUGUUUGUUGCCGGAAGCAUUAAACUUGGGGAGCGCCCGUGCUGUAUCAAAGGCUCGAGAGCUGAUCACCUGGUUUUCUCAAAGGAGCUUUAGGCUCAAGCUCAGCCAAUUUCCAAUUCACUUUGGAGCUUGGGCACCAUGGCUUGAUCCCUUGAACCACAUGAUGGGUCACGUGGACAAGGGGUCCAGCUGGCAGAAAAAGACAAGGACUACAGUCCACUUUGCUGCUGCUCUAUGGCGGUCGCCUGAGUUUUUCUUACAGGAGGGUUUGGCUGCUAAGGAGUCGAUGAGACAUCAGAUCUCUUCGCAUCAAUUCCAGCGGCGCGACGGGAAUUCGGAGGUAGCCGAUGGGCCUUUUCCCCCUGGACAUCCUCAGAACCCACAGUGGAUUGAAAAGGUCAGCAAGCAUCUCUUGGAUGAAGGUUUUACAUUGAAAGGCUUUCAAGCUUCGCUUCAUAUGCUGGUGCUGGCAUCUGUUUGCAUGUUCACUGCCAGCAAGCACAGUGUGUGGACCUUCACCGAGCCAAUCGCCACAAGCCCUGCCGCAUUUGUUUUGGAGCAAGAGGAUGCGUACUGGUUGCCAGUGCUGGGAUCAGGAUCUCUACUUGGGAUGUUCCUGGUAUUGAAAUACCUCAGCAUCGAUUGGGUCAAGACACUGUUGCAGCUCUGCAUAGUGGGAUCCUGCACUGUUGGUGUGACUGAGAAUUUCGAGGAGUUCUGUAAGUUCAUAAGUCCAAACCAAGAGAAUUCCAAGAGUAUGUCAUCAGAAGCUUCUGAAAAGUCUGCUCAACCUACAUCCCCUUCGUCUAACGUCCGUACCACCAUCCUCAAGUGCAUCAUUGGUCUUGGCUUAGCGGUGGCUUAUGUCACAACGAAGCACUGGAUUCUCAACAACAUCAUGGGUUUGUCCUUCUGCUUAUUGGGCAUUAGGCACAUCAAUUUGUCGAACUUCCGCACUGGAGUUGUUUUGCUCGCUGGCCUCUUCGUUUACGAUGUGUUCUGGGUCUUUUUUAGCAAGCCGCUCUUCGGUUCAAACGUCAUGGUCUCCGUGGCCAAGGGCAUUGAGGCGCCCAUGAAGCUGAUGCUUCCGAGAGACUUUGGAGGGCGUGGAGAUUUCAAGUUUAGUAUGCUUGGCUUGGGAGAUAUUGCUGUUCCGGGCCUCUUUUGUGCCCUGCUUGCGAAGUGGGAUGCGGUGAAAAUGGCUGAAGGCUCCAGCCACGGUUUUACCUAUUUGAACAUCAUCCUCUUGAUGUACAUCUUGAGCUUGGUCACCACCAUUGCAGUCAUGGUGGUCUUCAACCACGCGCAGCCGGCCUUGCUGUACAUUUGCCCCUAUCUGCUGAUCGGCUCCGUGGCCGUGGCGUUUCGUCGUGGUGAACUUUCAGAGCUCUUGGCCUUCAGCGUGCCGCAGGGUGAAGAGAGCUCCAAGAAAGCGAGUGGCGAGGUUGAUAGCCACAAGAAAAGCACAUGA
Molecule: messenger RNA, 3480 nt
Organism: Cladocopium goreaui
Lineage: Eukaryota; Dinophyceae; Suessiales; Symbiodiniaceae
Source: the annotation of a GenBank genome assembly